Messenger RNA from Pelecanus crispus (Dalmatian pelican), 1321 nucleotides. It is a transcript of the gene LRRC4, whose product is annotated as leucine rich repeat containing 4. Gene Ontology annotation, biological process: synaptic membrane adhesion; excitatory synapse assembly; modulation of chemical synaptic transmission. Gene Ontology annotation, molecular function: protein binding. Gene Ontology annotation, cellular component: plasma membrane; glutamatergic synapse; postsynaptic density membrane. The record is from RefSeq and is a predicted model, not a curated record. Lineage: Eukaryota; Metazoa; Chordata; Aves; Pelecaniformes; Pelecanidae.
GUGGUCUGCACCCGGCGCGGCCUCGCCGAGGUGCCCCCCGGCAUCCCCUCCAACACCCGCUAUCUCAACCUCAUGGAGAACAACAUCCAGAUGAUCCAGGCGGACACGUUCCGUCACCUGCAUCACCUGGAGGUCCUGCAGCUGGGCCGCAACGCCAUCCGGCAGAUCGAGGUGGGGGCUUUCAACGGGCUGGCCAGCCUCAACACCUUGGAGCUCUUCGACAACUGGUUGACCGUCAUCCCCAGCGGGGCCUUCGAGUACCUCUCCAAGCUGCGGGAGCUGUGGCUGAGGAACAACCCCAUCGAGAGCAUCCCCUCGUACGCCUUCAACCGCGUGCCCUCCCUCAUGCGCCUGGACCUGGGCGAGCUGAAGAAGCUGGAGUACAUCUCCGAGGGGGCUUUCGAGGGCUUGUACAACCUCAAGUACCUCAACCUGGGGAUGUGCAACAUCAAGGACAUGCCCAACCUGACGCCCUUGGUGGGGCUGGAGGAGCUGGAGAUGUCGGGCAACAACUUCCCCGCGAUCCAACCGGGCUCCUUCCACGGGCUCAAGUCCCUCAAGAAGCUCUGGAUUAUGAACUCGCAGAUCAACCUGAUCGAGCGCAACGCCUUCGACGACCUGACGGCGCUGGUGGAGCUCAACCUGGCCCACAACAACCUCUCCUCCCUGCCCCACGACCUCUUCGCCCCGCUGCGCUACCUGGUAGAGCUCCACCUGCACCACAACCCCUGGGACUGCGACUGCGACAUCCUCUGGCUGUCGUGGUGGCUGCGGGAGUACAUCCCCACCAACUCCACCUGCUGCGGGCGCUGCCAUGCCCCGCUGCACAUGCGGGGCAGGUUCCUGGUGGAGGUGGACCAGACCUCCUUCCAGUGCUCGGCGCCCUUCAUCAUGGACGCCCCCACGGACCUCAACAUCUCCGAGGGGCGGGUGGCCGAGCUCAAGUGUCGGACUCCUUCCAUGUCCUCCGUUAGGUGGUUGCUGCCCAACGGGACGGUCCUGAGCCACGCGUCCGGCCACCCGCGCAUCUCCGUCCUCAACGACGGCACUUUGAACUUCUCCCACGUCUUGCUGACGGACACCGGGCUCUACACCUGCAUGGUGACCAACGUGGCGGGGAACUCCAACGCCUCGGCCUACCUCAACGUGAGCACGGCCGAGCUCAACAACGGUCCUGAGCCACGCGUCCGGCCACCCGCGCAUCUCCGUCCUCAACGACGGCACUUUGAACUUCUCCCACGUCUUGCUGACGGACACCGGGCUCUACACCUGCAUGGUGACCAACGUGGCGGGGAACUCCAACGCCUCGGCCUACCUCAAC